AUGGCAGCCAACUUGACUGCCUCAGUGCUGGAUCUGCAGCAGAACGCGAGCAGUGUUGUUCCAACUGCCACAGCGGCGGCGGCUGCGGCGGCCACAGAGGUCGCCCAUGUGCAAAAACAUGCUCAAAAUCCUAUCGUUGCCUUUAUCAUUGGAUUAUGCAUUGUCACGCUUUCAUCCGUCCUCAACGCUGGGGGAUUGAACCUAACCAAGCUGGACCACGUUCGACAAAAUGCGCUGCCAAAGGCGUCGAGGCAGAAGAAAGACUAUCUGAGACCGUUGUGGCUAAUUGGUAUGAUUCUUUACAUUCUAUCACAGCUACUGGGUAGUACGCUUGCCUUGGAAUACAUGAGAGCAGAAUAUGUCGCACCACUUGGCAGUACUUCCUUGAUUUUUAACUUCAUGUUCGCGUCGAUCCUUGUCGGCACUCCUGUCGGCCGGACAGACAUCUAUGGUACGGUUGUCGUUGUACUGGGUGUUUGUGGCAUUGUUGCCUUUGGAUCGAUCAACUCGGGUCUUGAGAGCGAUAUGGAUAUAGCACGCCUAUCAGCUCUCUGGGGUCGUGGCGGCUGGUUGCUCUUCUUCAUCCUUAUGUCAACUGCCCUCACAAUCGUCUUCUUUUGCACAUCCAUCUUGGACGCUGUGCUCUCUGCGCGCUCGGAUCUGUCUGCGUUACCUGCUGGGUCUGCAGCCAAUCGUCAACCUGCUCCCACAACUGUCAUAGGAAAGGCACGGUUCAAGUGUAUAUCGUGGGAAUAUUGGCUGCGCGACCUGCUUGAGCGUUGGACCGCAUCUAGGGACGAUAAUAUGUUGGCAUGGACGCUUGGUAUUGGUUGGGCUUGCGUGGGCGGUGGCUUGGCUGGAGGUUGCUUGGUAUUUGCCAAAGCUGUAGUUAAAUUGAUCUCUGGCGUAUUGAGCAAGGAGAAUACUGGAAAUCAGUUUGGUCAUCCGGCUGCGAUCAUUACAUUUAUAUUCUUGGCCAUUACUGCGGUAUCCCAGAUCAUUGCUCUGAACAAAGGCCUCAAGGUUUAUGAUAGUACCCUUGUCGUCCCAGUUUUCUACGGAGUCUAUACGGCGUCUGGGUUCCUUAACUCGCUGGUCUUCAAUGACGAAAUUGACGCAUAUCAAGGCUGGACGCUAUUCGCGAUUGCGCUCUCCAUUCUGGUUCUUAUCGGCGGCGUUGUACUACUCACAACGAAGAAACCCGAUCCCAACUUGGCAAAUCAUACUACAACUAUUGGCGUGCCUUCCCGAUCCCGAGCCAAAAACUCAGACGAAGAAAGCGCAGACGAACGGGAGACAGAAACGUUGCAUCAAAGCACACCUGGCGAGCGGUCUGAGCCAUUGUGGCAGAUUGGAGAAGACGACGAGGAUGAAGGGCGGAGCGCAAUGGGUGCCACAUCGCUCAGUCCCAAGAUAAACAGGACUCGAGCCAACUCGGGAUCGUUACGCUCCCGAUCGAACUCGUACCUCCCUCCAAAGCACGAAGGAGAGGAGGGCCGCGGUCUGAUGGGUGCCCAUGAUGAGGAGGAUGAGGAGGAUGCAGAGACCCCCACCGUCGGUCCACAACGUGGUCAAAGCUCUCGCAAACGAGACAGCGACGACGAUGACGAUGACGAAUUUGGAGGUUGGGAGAGGGCAAGUGUGACGGGCUCCCCUCGGGCUCGACGAUGA
This is a messenger RNA of Rhizoctonia solani, 1671 nucleotides long. Its product is annotated as Magnesium transporter NIPA. NCBI's taxonomy places the organism in Eukaryota, Fungi, Basidiomycota, Agaricomycetes, Cantharellales, Ceratobasidiaceae. Gene Ontology annotation, cellular component: membrane. Gene Ontology annotation, molecular function: magnesium ion transmembrane transporter activity. The coding region runs from base 1 to 1671 and encodes 556 amino acids. Gene Ontology annotation, biological process: magnesium ion transport. The record is from RefSeq and is a predicted model, not a curated record. The transcript has 11 exons.